AUGUCGGCUGUCCAUGAGCUGGUCAAUCCCACACCGAAGGAAGCAAACCCUGUCGGUGAACCCGCGUCAGACCCCUCGACUCCUCACCAGACCGAUACUUCAGAAAAUCUAGCCGAAAUGGCGAAGAAAAAGGUCGCCCCUUUUCUCAUAAAACAUCAGCCACGGCAGUAUGCUCCGCUGACAUCGGACGAUGGAACAUUGACUAUUCCGCGCUCUGUCAACUCCGGAUACUGUUAUCGCCACAAACCCGACUCGAAAUGCUCACGACAAGCCGAUGAACAGUCCAUGCGCCAAUUACAACAACAACUGGAGACCCUUCCCCAGGAUGACCAACAGGGCAUUUCCCAUCUCAAUGCUGCUUCCCCCAGCUUUCGUUCAUCUCAGCUAGCGUGCGCGAACUUAUCCGGAUCGACUUCCUCAGCGCCCUCCCCCCCCGAACUCUCCUUCAAAAUUUUACGCUAUCUCGACACGGCUUCUUUGUGCCGCGCUGCACAGGUCUCCCCUCGCUGGAGGGCUCUGGCCGAUGACGACGUGACCCGAAAGCGUCUCCGAGAAGCCAAGCGGGAGAUCGAGCUACGUGCAUCCAACUGGGGAAAUCAUGCGCCGGCAGAGCCUGCCGAUGGGGCCCCGAAUGGGACAUGUUCUGUUGUUGAGCUCCCGACCCCUGGUCAUAAGCGCAAGAUAUCUCUUCAAGAACAAGAUGAGAGUUGCGAUAUGAUCAAGCGACACUGUAAAUCUCCGGCCUACCGAUCGGAGCGACCCGAGACCGACGAAGACUACUACAAGACACGCUAUCGCCCAUGGAAAGACGUCUAUCGCGAUCGAUUCAUCGUUGGUUUGAACUGGAAGCAUCGCCGUUGCACACAAAAAAUCUUCCGUGGCCACACCGAUAGCGUGAUGUGCCUUCAAUUCGAAGAUAACAUCUUGAUGACCGGUUCAUACGACGCGACUGUCAAGAUCUGGGACAUGGAAACUGGCGAGGAGCUACGUACUCUGAAAGGCCAUAGUGCUGGUGUGCGCUGUCUCCAAUUCGACGAUACGAAAUUGAUCACUGGUAGCCUGGAUCGCAGCGUUAGAGUUUGGAAUUGGCGGACUGGAGAGUGUAUCUCUAGAUACAACGGACAUUCUGAGGCUGUCAUCGCGCUCCAUUUCGAUUCCACUCUCCUGGCAUCCGCUUCGGUGGACCGGACCGUGAAAAUUUGGAAUUUCAAGGACAAGUCCACUUUUGUGCUUCCUCACCCAGGAGGCGUAAACAGUGUGAAAAUUGAUAUCUCAUCUCGCACUGCCUUAACCGCGUGUGACGAUGGAGCGGCUCGUCUAUGGGAUCUUGACACUAAGACCUGCAUCCAAGUAUUCCACAACCACAUUGGCGCUGUCCAGCAAGCCAUUCCGCUCCCCCGCGAAAUCGAACUCGAAAACCACUUCGAGGAGUGUGAAAAUGACCACAACAGCACUUCCUCUCAGAAUGGGGAUGUUCCACCAAAUAUCAUUUCUCCAGUCCUACAGUACAAGCCACUCUCCUCGCAAACCCCCCUCAUUUAA
Penicillium chermesinum is the source of this 1542-nucleotide messenger RNA. RefSeq names its product F-box/WD repeat-containing protein. Gene Ontology annotation, molecular function: protein binding. The transcript has 3 exons. The record is from RefSeq and is a predicted model, not a curated record. Bases 1 to 1542 code for a protein of 513 amino acids. NCBI's taxonomy places the organism in Eukaryota, Fungi, Ascomycota, Eurotiomycetes, Eurotiales, Aspergillaceae.